Messenger RNA from Pristis pectinata (smalltooth sawfish), 2120 nucleotides. RefSeq names its product arf-GAP with Rho-GAP domain, ANK repeat and PH domain-containing protein 1-like. Gene Ontology annotation, molecular function: protein binding. Bases 494 to 1309 code for a protein of 271 amino acids. The transcript has 5 exons. NCBI's taxonomy places the organism in Eukaryota, Metazoa, Chordata, Chondrichthyes, Rhinopristiformes, Pristidae. The record is from RefSeq and is a predicted model, not a curated record.
UGGGGGAGUUGGCUGUAAGGCUUGUGGGGAGGGGUGGAAGAGACAUCACACACCCCUCACCCUCCCGCCUCUCUUCGCAUUCCGAAACCAAUCCCAAACUCCGGAAAGAGCCGAAACGAGCCGAAAGUCUGUCCGAGCGGAGCGCGGUCACGUGCUCCCGGGUCGGGCGAGCCUGCAGGGGGGAGACAGAGAGAAAAGUUUCAUCCAAAGUUGCCGGUGACCGGCCGCCCGCUUCACAGAGCCCUUGGGGAAAGCCUCUGCUGAGCUUAUUAAAGCAAUGUGCCUACGAAUUCCCACUGGCCGAGGUUGCUGAGACCAGGAGCUGGCUGAACGAGGAUAAUACUCCGCCUCUGGCAAGCCCAGCAUUGACUGCCCCUCCUUAAUUAUCCCGGGACUGAGUCAAUCGCAUGGGAAGUGUCUGGAGUUGCAUUUGAUCAGACGGGCUGUGUGACGGCGGCUGUUGUCGAGCUUCAGCCAUGGACUGAAUCCAUGCAUGUGCGAGUGUGUGCCAGGCACCAUGGCGUUCGAAGAUGGGACGAUGAGUGUCCAGGACUGGCUGGGCUUCCUCCAUCUGGAUCAGUACACAGAGCAGUUCAGGGACAACUCCUACCACCAGCUCUCCGACUGCUGGGAUCUCCGCGGUGAGGACCUCUCCCGCAUCGGGAUCCUGCUGCCCGGUCACCGGAAACGCAUCCUCUCUGCCCUGAGGAAGGGUUCUGUCGCCCACAGCCCCGGGCCCGAGUCACCGGGCCAACCACCCGCCUCCCCCGAACCCCCGCAGGCUGGCCGGGAGAAGCCCGUCCCCAGGAAGAGGACCGUCUACCCCUAUGGCCACUGCCCGUCCAAUGCUGCCGCCGGUGCGCGCCCUCCUGCCGAGAGGCCCCUGCCCUCGGUCCCGCCCGCGCAGGCAUCAGGCCGGCCGCCUGUUCCUCGGCCCCGGGACCUGACCAGAGCGCCCCCCGUCGGACACCGGACUCGGCCUGCGGAGCUGGGGGAGCGUCCCGUGAUGUUCCAGCGGGAUCUUCCUGUGCUCCUGCCCCGACAGGACAUGGAGACUAAGAGGCGGCCCCCACCGCUGCCGGCGAGGCCGCUGCCCAGGGCCCAGGUCUGGGCUCCUGCCGCGGAUUCCAGCACCACACCUAAAGUGUACUUGGAUGAUCUCAAGGCACGACGUCAGACCCCUCCACUGCUCGUACCACGGACCAAACUCUCGCUGCAGCCUCAGAGUGGCCUCAACCCUCCCCCAAAACAUCCCUUUGCCCUGCUGAAACAGAAAGGAUACGGUCCUAAUGCGGGCAAAUGGGAUUAGUGGAGAUGGACAAAAAGGUCGGCAUGGACGUGGUGGGCCGAAGGGCCUGUCUCUGUGCUGUACAACUCUGAAUAUCUAUGAUUAUGACUACUUUGCUGUCGUGACUCGGGAACUCGGACGCUCUGAUGUUGAGGUUUGACGUGGAGGAGGUGCUGGCUCAAAGUACAGGGUGGUGGGUGCAGUUUCUCCUGGAAGAGGAACCAACGUCUUUGUGGGUGGGCUUCACAUCACGUACGAGCUGGUCAGUGACUUCUUCUGUGGGUCGAGUGAGUGCCCCAACACCCUUUGGCUCACUCGAAUAUGGAGCCAAGAUAUCUGUGCCCACGGCCAGAAUGAACUCCUGCCUGAGCAAGGACCUGGACCCGCUGCAAUUUGCCUACCGUCACAACUGGUCUACAGCGGACGCAAUCUCACUGGCUCUACACUUGGCUUUGGAGCACCCAGACAACAGCAAAACAUACGUCAGGCUGCUGUUUAUCGAUUACGGCUCGGCGUUCAACACCAUCAUCCCCUCAGUUCUGAGCAACAAGCUUCAAAACCUGGUCCUCUGUACCUCCCUUUGCAACUGGAUCUUUGACUUCCUUAUCGGGAGACCACAGUCAGUGUGGAUCAGUAGUAACAUCUCCUCGCUAACAAUCAACACAGGCGUACCUCAAGGAUGUGUGCUUAACCCACUGCUCUACUCUCUCUACACUUAUGACUGUGUGGCUAGGCACAGCUCAAAUGCCAUCUAUAAAUUCGCCGAUGACACCCCUGUUGUUGGCAGAAUCUCAGAUGCCGAUGAGGAGGUGUACAGAAUUGAGAUAAAUCA